UUCAAGCAUCGACGCCAAACUCAAAACUAACUUAGUUGUGUCGUGAUAUGUAAAAUCAAAGGGGUCUAAAAUGGAGCAGUACAAAAUAAUAAAUGCUGAAUUGAUGGAUCAAGUCCAAAAGCAGCGUAUAACUAUUUCUGAAAUGCUGAAAACCGAAGUCGUACUUAAAAGGCAGCUGCUGGAAGAACGCGAAAUACGCUUGGCUGAUGCUCAAUACAAUGAACAGAAACUGAAAUGCGCGAUCAGGACACUGCUUAAUUCUUUGGACAUAAAUUUUGAAAGUGACGAAGAUUCCCGUACAUCUCAAUCAUCGAAGGCAUUAGACAAUAUCAGGGCCAGCCCAUAUAAUAAUGAACAAGCUUGCUCGGAGCUGCGUCGUUCGAGCGAAAUACUUCAAAAAACAUUGCCUUUAUCUCCCAUCAGAAGGAGUCGGAGCAGCGUCUUAAGCUGCAACAGCUCACAGGAUGAGGAAAGCGAGAAUAGCACGACUACAAUUAGUCCCUGCAGUGAAAAGUUGACAAUCGUAAGGAAAACACCAGAGCCACGACAUUUGGUGGAGCUGGAGGCAAAUGUGAGCUCUCCACAAGCUCAAGACUCACCUGAGCCAGCGCCUACACCUUCGAAUCUAACUCCUGCAGCUGCUUAUUUGUAUUCUAUUAUUGAAGAAAGCGAAAUUGAAGAAAGCACUUUGUCGUCGUCCGUUGAUUCGAAUGAGACACUGCAGAAAUCACUAGCCUCUAGCAGUGACAUGGAGAUAUCAGCGUUGCCCUUGCGCGAUAUGACAAAUGUCCAAAACAGAGAGGCCAGGCUUAUUCCCACUGUAAAGAUCACGAAAGAACAGAGUCCGUCGGAAAUGACUUCAAAUAAGACAAAGAAAUGUAAUGUGAAGCAAACUUCAUUGGAUCACAAUAAUCCAAAUUUGGAAAAGACGAUGCUUGGCAAGAACGAGAGUGACAUCGGCAAUCAGGAGCCGAGCAUAGAGCAUGUUAGAGUUGCUGCUCAAACAAGUUUAUCAAUGCAGGUGACAUUGCCGUGUCCGUCCGUAAAUGUGGAACCCGUACUUACGCCGCGCCGUAGUCAAUUGAAUUUUAGCAGCUUCAACGGCAUAGUCAAUCGUCCAGGGGAUUGCAGUACUCCGCGCCAAGACGAAGCUACUUUAAAUGCAAGUUGGAAACGCUCCUCGACAAAGGCAAGAGGAAAACAGAUAAGAUGCUCUGCCACUACUAGCAUUGCUAUGAGCCGGACAGAUGAAACUACUAUAGAAGGCUCCAUGGAUAGUCGUACCAGACGUAAAUGUCGCCCUACCACGCUCAAGGAAGCUAGCUUACGCACCAAACUGCGCAACCAAGCGCAAACUAAAUAAAAGUUUGAUUGCUGCUCGGAAACUCGUAAUCAUUUUGCAUGCAUUUAAUAUUAUUUGUGUUUAAACUUUUCCUAGAAUCCAGUUUAAUAUAUUUGCUUUGGACGUAAGCUUACUUUAGCUUUGAAUAUGUUAAAUUGAUUCAGAAUUAACAGUCGUCUAUCUAUCAUUCACUGCUCUGCGGCAUGUGAGUUCAGAUUAAAAGUU
Molecule: messenger RNA, 1567 nt
Organism: Drosophila hydei
Lineage: Eukaryota; Metazoa; Arthropoda; Insecta; Diptera; Drosophilidae
Product: shugoshin-like
Exons: 2
Coding region: 71-1363 (430 amino acids)
Source: RefSeq, a predicted model, not a curated record